This is a messenger RNA of Saccoglossus kowalevskii, 755 nucleotides long. RefSeq lists its product as uncharacterized. The record is from RefSeq and is a predicted model, not a curated record. Lineage: Eukaryota; Metazoa; Hemichordata; Enteropneusta; Harrimaniidae.
AGGAAGGCACUGUCGCUCCUGUUCUUACCUAUCCUAUACCAUGCAUUUACAAUUUUGACAUUUACUAAUCGGCUUCCAGGGAAGGCAGUAACAGCUAUGAAGAUUCGAUUUGUUAGAGUAGCUUUUCUUCUCUUCUCGGCGGUGGGCGUACCUUCGCUAGGCAUGUUACCAAUCGUUGUCGAUGAAGUACCGACGUGUCCUCCCAAUUAUUACUCGGACGGUUUGGGUCAAUGUGAAGCAUGUGAAACGUGCAAAGAGCUCACGAGGCCCCCUAGUGGGUGUAAAACAUCAUGCGUGAAAUCAUUUGGAAGUGUAAAUUACGUUGUUGUCGGCGUUUCAAUUGCUGUAGUGGUACUCGUUGCUUUCAUUGCCACUGUCGCAGUUCUUCUGAUCCGACGGCAGUACAAGUUGCGAUCGACCACAACAGAUACGGAAAGGCAAGAUCGGCCCACUCAAACCGAUGCGAAGAAUGAGCCAACUGGUACGCCAUCUACGACUCUAUUUCGCCAUGAUGGGGAUGAUGAUACUCAGGCUAGUAUUGCGUACGGCAGCAUGGAACAAGGCACGGCAGAACAUUGGCAUAGACAUAUCGGAACUGAGACCAAUGAGGGACACAGUGGACCAGCCAGCUCCACGGCAGAUUACUCUAUAGUCAGACAGUAAAUCAUUUACAUAAUACGCAGCAUCAUCAUCAUCAGAUUCAAAUUUUACAGAAUAGAGGUUGACAAUAUACAAUCGCAUGUAAUGGCGGAAAA